Molecule: messenger RNA, 2981 nt
Organism: Prorocentrum cordatum
Lineage: Eukaryota; Dinophyceae; Prorocentrales; Prorocentraceae
Source: the annotation of a GenBank genome assembly
AUGGCCUCUGCCGCCAAGGGCGGCCGCGUGCGCAUGAGUGGCAAGACAUCAGAUGGCCCCCCGCACAAGUGUCAGAGGAAGGAGACUGCCCCGCCGAAGUCACCCAAGGGUGGCAAGAGGGCCGCGGCAGACGCUCAGCUCGAGUGCUUCUGCUGCAAGAGCAGCCCCGACGACGCCAAGCGCGGCGCUCCCGAGGCCAAGGGCGUCGAGUGGGCGUUGCACAGGAGCCUGUCUGGAGGUCAGCGCCGCCCCGUCGGGGACGCGCGCCGCCAGCGCUGGGCGGCCGCCAAGGCCGUCGGGGGCCAGUCCGCAGAUCCCGCCGAGGUCAUCAACCUUUACAUGGCAGGGGAGCUCGAGACGGUCGAGAGCGUGGACCAGGCGAUCAAGACCGCCCAAACUGGAGAGCAGAGCUUCGCCCCGUCCGCUGUGACGGACACGACGGAGGUGGCCUUCGACUUCACGCGUGAGAUCGUCGUCAAGACCGAGUCCGAGCUCAAGAAGGAUUUGAACAGGUCUCGUUUGCUCAAGCGGCAGACGAAGACAUUGUGUGGCAUGUCGGCUCCGAACGACACGGGCACUGGCACCGAGCACGUCUACUUCUUCAAGUCUGAUGGGGGUUCAGACGAUGCCCCUGACGGGGGCAGCUCGGGCGCUCGCCGGGUGGCCAUGCGCGUGGCCAGGAAGCUGACGUUCGCAGGCUCGGCGGCGUUGCAGACGCACGCGGAGUUCCUGAAAUCCGAGGUGGGCGCGAAGGAUGGCGAUGAUGGCGACUCCGAGAAAGCUCCAGUCGAGUGCAUCGAUGGCGACGGUGCCCUUGAAGGCGUCGCCGCUUCUUCGAUGCCCCCUCCGACGUCCUUGCCGAGGAAGGGCCCCGGGAGCGCUGGCUUCGCGACGCCGUCCAGGUCCGCCGUGGCGAUCGGCGUGCCAGGGGGCGGUUCCAGCACCAGCCCUCUCGACGAUGGAGCCAGCUGCAGCGGGAGCAUGCUUUCCGCUGACGAGGAGGGCCAGGAGAUGUUGCACGCGGACGACUUGCUAAGGCAUUGGAAGGCCAAGAUCGACUUGAAGUCCGUGAUGUCCAACGAGGUCGACGGUCGCGCUGUAGCUGGCCUGCGGAAGCGAAUCAGGAGGCUGAGGGCCAAGUCGGAGACUUACUCUGAUGCCGACACUCCCGCCGUCUUCGAGGCGCAGGUGGCUUUGUGCGAGAAGUUUCGGGCGGAAUGCAUGGGCGACUUAUCGUGGUCAGAUGCUCAGGAUAUCGCGAUGAAGCUUUCCAAAGUCGGCGUCUGCGAUUACCCCAGGCAGACGCGGCUCAAGCUCGCAUCGCUCAAGUUGGCCAGCCUGAAUAUCACCGAGGAUGCCGAGGACUACGUCAGGAUCGCGUCGCCCAUGAACUCGGGAGUCUUCGACCCUGCGGACCCUACCCUUGGUGGCGCUGAGCCGAAUGACAAGGAGAGGGUUGCCGAGUUCAUCCGAGUCGCUGUGAAGGGCCACUUGAAUGGGAUGAUCUACAAGGGCCCCCGUGCGCAAUCUACACUCGGCGAUGUUCUCGCGGCGUGCUCUACCGCAUUCGGUGACGCCGACUACCUCACUUGCACUGCUGCGCAGAUUAGAUGCGCCAGCGACGUGAACGACGUUUGCGCAGUGCUGCUCCAUUGCAUCAGGCCUGCUCCAGGCGCCACGGUCCUCGACAUUGCCGACCAGCUCGAGAGGGUCGUUGGCAUGAUGGAUAAGACGGGUGCUUCUGCGGGUUGCGUGCUUGCGGCUGCUGUGGCCUCCACCCCGUUCUACAAGGAGAAGGCCGACGCGAUGUUCAGGCCUCUUGAAGCGGAGGCCGUGGCCAGCAUCAGCGAGCUAGUGCAGGAGGCCAGCAUUUCUUUCACGAAUGACGCCGACGUAGAGCAGCUGCAGCACACCAUGGCAUCGGAGCUUCAGACCAUCGAUAGCACUGAUCGUUGCCACCGCUUCUUCGUGGCCUCCGAGAGCUUGAUGCCCGAGUGGUCGACGGGCGCCAAGGUUAACUGCGUCGACCUGGACCUUUUCGCGCAGUGCGUCAAAGACGUCGCGCAGGCUUGCACGCAUGUCAAGGGCCGCGACCUCAGGAAGGACGCGAGGUCCAAGAGCGUCAACCGCAUCCAGCACUUGAUCAUCGCGGUGCUUGAGGAGCACCCCAAUUUCCAGGAGUGGUCGAAGGGCCGCGCGUGCUUGGAGGCGCUGCUGGUGGUCUGCCCCGAGAAGACCGUGGCGAAGCGCCUUGGCAUCGUGUCCGACGCGUGCGCCUUCCUCGCGGCGAGAGACGCUGCGGCUGCGGUUUCGCAGGACGCUGACGUCGUCGACUCCGAGGGGGGCAUCCAGCUUUUGGACGCUCUCGCCGCGAAGCUGCCGAGGGCGAAGGAAAUCUCCGAGGACAGCGAUGCAGAGUUCUUGGAUCUGAACCUCCGCAACAGGAACGACGAGUCGGUGACUUGGGCAGUCAAUCUCAGGAGUGCGGCCGCCGAGAGGCGCGUCGCCAUGGCUCGGGACCGUCUGAAGGGCGCCAUUGAGGAGCCCGACAAGAUGAAGUACGCGACCGCUUCUGGGAAGGAGUGGUGGGAGGGCCUCAUGCCCACUGCAAGCCUCCGCGAGGUCUCGAAGCACAUGCAGGCCGCGACGGCUGGCACCCAGUGGACGCCGUUGAAGGACAAGCAUGCCAAGAUGACCGUGCUGCUGAGCGACUACGUGCAGGCGUGCAAGUGGGGCGGCCUGCAAGUGGGCGCCGACAUGAAGAAUGGUGCCGAUGCCGUCUCUGAGAGGGUCGCGAUCACGCUUGCGGAGGCUGUCAUCUUAAUGAAGCUGACCACCGAGCGCAACAGCGACCUCCUCCGCCAGGCCAUCGUGGACGAAGUGAAGGUGCUCAGGAUGAAGCUCCGCAGUGGUGUGAAGGAGGACCGUGCUCUCCACAUCAGCGUCUUCCAGCCCACGAUGGCCUUCUUGUUGGGCCGCUA